AUGGUUGUUUCAUUAGUUUAUUUAUUGAUCUAUUCUCUGUACAAGCAUUAUUAUCUACCUUAUCGUGUUUUACAAAGAACGGGAUUACCAUUUGAUCGUCCUACUUAUUUAGUUGGCAAUAAAUUUGAUUUUGAUCCUUCUCUCCUUCAUGAGCGUCAGCUAGAAAGGCAGAAAAAGUACGGCUUGGUUUAUGGCGAAUUCUUUUUCACUGUUCCUACUAUAUUUAUAGCAGAUCCAGAGAUAAUCAAAAGCAUUAUGGUUACUCAUUUUUCGAACUUUUGUAAUCGAUUUCAAGCCAUCAAUUUACCUAGUCUAUUUGAAAAAUCGAUUUUGAGGAUUGCAGAUGAACCUUGGAAACGUAUUAGAACUACAAUGGUCGGAUCAUUUAGUGUUGCGAAAUUAAAAUGCAUGCAAAAUCUAAUUAGUGAUUCUUGUCGUAUUUUAAUGGCUAGAUUUGAAGAAAGCUUUUACGAAAGUAAAAAAAUUGCUUUGAUAAAACCAUGUGAACAUUUCUCCAUGCACAUAUUAUUGGCCGUAGCAUUUGGCAUCGAAUUUGAAUCAGUGAAAGACGAACGUAAAAUAACCGAGGCUGUAAAUAUUCUGUUUUCAAAUACGCCUGUUGGUUUACGAGUUGUAAUGAUGCUUUCUAUGAGGGCGUGGGAAGCUCUUGAACGGUUAAUGGGUGGCAAUUUUCAAAGUUCAAUCGAUUACUUAGAGAAGAUAGUAAUGAAUGUUAUUAAAGAUCGACGCAAUAAUAUCAAGCUGAAGAAGCCAUGCCGUCAAGAUAUCCUACAACUGCUGAUUGAAGCCGGCGAUAAGGGCAAAUUAACUGAUGAAGAGAUUGUCGCUCAAGUAUUCUUUCUAAUGGCCGGAGGUUAUCAAACUACCGCUACCACGUUAAUGUUUGCUCUGUAUUCGAUUGCUACAAAUAGCAAUGUACAAGAGAAAUUAUAUGAUGAAAUUCAAGCUAAAUAUGAUAAUAGCAACUGCCAAGUGGAUUACAAUUUUGUUUCUGAGCUGCCGUACUUGGGAAUGGUCAUAGAAGAGACCACACGAAUGUAUCCUCCAGUGAUAUUUCCCGAUCGCGGAGUGAAGGAAGACAUUGUUAUUAAUGGAUUGCUUAUUCCUAAAGAGGUCAUGAUUGGGUUUCCUACAUACGCCAUACAUCAUAAUCCAGACUAUUGGCCAAAUCCAGAAGAAUUUCGCCCUGAACGAUUUUCGCCUGAAGAAAAAGCAAAACAGAUCCCAUUUAGCUACAUUACUUUCGGUGAUGGGCCACGACAAUGUCUGGGCGUUCGCUUAGCCAAAUUAGAGAUUAGGAUGGCAAUAGUGAAUAUAUUACUUAAAUACGAAUUAUUUCCAGUUAAGGAAACAGAAAUUCCCUUAAAAUUGAAGAGCUUGGGAACAAUGAUACCUGCUAACGAGAUUGUCUUAGGUUUAAAGAAGCGCUAG
This is a messenger RNA of Trichoplax adhaerens, 1452 nucleotides long. RefSeq lists its product as uncharacterized. The transcript has a single exon. The record is from RefSeq and is a predicted model, not a curated record. Gene Ontology annotation, molecular function: oxidoreductase activity, acting on paired donors, with incorporation or reduction of molecular oxygen; steroid hydroxylase activity; iron ion binding. Lineage: Eukaryota; Metazoa; Placozoa; Uniplacotomia; Trichoplacea; Trichoplacidae. The coding region runs from base 1 to 1452 and encodes 483 amino acids.